This is a messenger RNA of Lodderomyces parapsilosis, 462 nucleotides long. RefSeq lists its product as uncharacterized. Bases 1 to 462 code for a protein of 153 amino acids. Lineage: Eukaryota; Fungi; Ascomycota; Pichiomycetes; Serinales; Debaryomycetaceae. The transcript has a single exon. Gene Ontology annotation, cellular component: mitochondrion. The record is from RefSeq and is a predicted model, not a curated record.
AUGCCUGACUCAACUAUUAAACCACCACCAUCGCUUUACGAACAACUUGAUGCUCUAUCAGUCUCGCCCAUCCCAUCGGGUGUUUUAUCAGGAGCGUUGUUUUUGAAAGCAUUAACCAAGACAUCAUCAGCAGUCGCUAUACCCAAUUCAGGAACUUCAGGAUCGUCUUUUGCAUUUCACAAGACGUUAGCUGCAUCUCGACCUACGCGAUUAUCGUGCACUUUGUUUGGAUCAGCUAUGGCUUUGGGUACUUAUAUGAUGAUUGAUGGAGAUCCAUUGAAUGCCUCGGGUUUCAAUUUUGCUUGGCUGACUUUAUACUUGAUUGUUAAUGGUAAAUCCUCCAUUCUGUCUGUUUUCAGGGGAAGAAUAACUCCAGUUGCAUUGUCAGGAUUGGCUCUUUUUGAUGCUGCUUUGUAUGGUAGAGAAUUCUUUUGGAGCAAGAGAAGUCCCUUCCAACAAUGA